AAUUAUUUAAUUUGUAAAUUAUAUUAUUGACUCUUUGUUUUAAAGUAUGUUUUGUUAAAGAAACAAGAGAAAUAUUUGAAUAUUAUCAGUCCGAAGUGAAAGUCAUAACUGCAUGUUCAAACUCAAUCGAAGUUUUUAGGUUAUUCUUUUGACAGAUGUAAACAACUUAGCAAGCAUCUUUAGUUAUUGUGCUUUUAAAUGAAAUGGAUUUCCAAAAGUCAGGAGGAUCAUCAUCUUCAAAAAAUAAAUCAAGAAAUAAGAGACCUCGAAGAGACUCUGAUGAAGACUCAAGUGAUCUCAUUGUAGAUAUAGAAAUGUCUCCCAGCAGUUCCAAAUCACGCACCCCACAAUCACAAUCCCUGAACACAUCAGUAACAUCUACAAAUAAAAAACGCAAAAAACGUGAUAGCGCAUCUAGUGAUGAAGAACGAUGGUUGACUGCAAUAGAAUCAGGCAAAUUAGAAGAUGUGGAUGAUGAGUUAAAGAAGAUCAAACCAAAAGACCCCUCUCUAAUGACAGCAAGACAGAGGGCAAUGUAUGAUAGGUCUACAGAUAAUAUAACUACACCUAAUCAAGGCUUAAUUUCAUUGCCAACUGGUUAUAAAGAGAAAGUAAUGACACCUGAAGCUAUUCAGAAGGCUCAGAUUAAGUCACAGAAAAGAAAACAAGUUGCUGAUGAGAAGAGAGAGAAAGAUAAGAAGAAAACUCUGGAGAGACUGUUGAAAAAGCAGGAGUCUAAGGCUUUAAAGACUGCAAAAGCAAAAAAUGCUAGGGCGAGUGUGCCUGUUAUUCUCUACAAACAGAACAAUGAAAGCACAAUUGUAUCUUAUCCCGUUAAUAUUGACUAUCCUUUAAAAGCAGAAAAGGUUAAAUACGUCAAACCAGAAGUUUGCAGUAUGAAUUGUGGUAAUUUGAGGAAAUAUGCAUGUUCUAAGACUGGUGCUGCUCUGUGCAGUUUAGAAUGUUAUAAGAAAAAUAUUUCAUCUAGAAUAUUAUAAUCCAUGAUCUUAUUAAACAAAA
Dalotia coriaria is the source of this 1020-nucleotide messenger RNA. RefSeq names its product INO80 complex subunit B. Gene Ontology annotation, cellular component: Ino80 complex. The coding region runs from base 204 to 998 and encodes 264 amino acids. NCBI's taxonomy places the organism in Eukaryota, Metazoa, Arthropoda, Insecta, Coleoptera, Staphylinidae. The transcript is spliced from 2 exons. The record is from RefSeq and is a predicted model, not a curated record. Gene Ontology annotation, biological process: chromatin remodeling.